Echinostoma caproni is the source of this 741-nucleotide messenger RNA. NCBI's taxonomy places the organism in Eukaryota, Metazoa, Platyhelminthes, Trematoda, Plagiorchiida, Echinostomatidae. The record is from the annotation of a GenBank genome assembly.
CCCCCAAAAUAUCGAGCCACAUCGACUCCGGGAAGUCGAUCGACUGUGGCUCACGCCUCAGAUCCACCCUCCUCAUCUCCAAAUAGCCAAAGAACACAGGAUCGUCGUCUAGUCAAAGGUCAAUCCGCGUUAAAUUUGAAUCUUCCCACACCUACCCUACCGAUUGCUUUGCAACAAAUCGAUUCCGACGAUUGGGAGGCCAAGGUGUCCGGUUUGGAAGCGUUAGCGCAACUCGCGCUGGAAAAACCGAAUACUUAUCUGAGUGGACAGGGUCAAGGUGGAUCCGCAUCUGCCGGUGUCACCCGUCAGUCAUCCGCUCAAAUGCUGAGCUCCUCAGAUGCCCUAAGUCAAGCAGUACAGGCGGUGAUAGCCGAAUGCCGAAACCUGCGCUCUCAGGUUUCUCGUCAAGCUGUUCAAACAUUGAGCAGCCUGUUUCAAGGUUUGGGACGAGCAAUGGAUCCCCAUGUGGAGGUAUGCGUCCGAGUACUGUUGGGUAAGACCGGAGAAGCAGCUGCAGCAUUUCUUCGUGACGAAGUGGCCGUCGCUAUGGAUGCUUUAACACAAUCUGCCAAUCCUUCACGCGCUCUCACCGCUCUGAUGCAGCAUGGAUUAGGCUGGGAUAUGGGAUCUACGAGUACAGUUUACGUGAAGACUGUCGAGGUUGUCGAGUACCCUCAUCCUCUUAACCCUGCUCUGGUGUACUGGGGUUGCCGAAUCAGUCACGCUGAGGUUCAUUGCUAA